This is a messenger RNA of Wallemia ichthyophaga EXF-994, 474 nucleotides long. RefSeq lists its product as uncharacterized. The record is from RefSeq and is a predicted model, not a curated record. The coding region runs from base 1 to 474 and encodes 157 amino acids. The transcript has a single exon. NCBI's taxonomy places the organism in Eukaryota, Fungi, Basidiomycota, Wallemiomycetes, Wallemiales, Wallemiaceae.
AUGGUCUCAAACAGGGGAGAUAGGAAUACUUCCGAUGUAAUCCACAGACAGCCGCUGCAUGACAAGAAUGCGGGAAAUAGGGGAGUUGGGAGUGAGGAGAGCGGGGAAUGCGCUGAUAAGACGCCCCCAACGCUCGCAACACGCCAGACGAAGAAGCCAUCCGCUAAGAAAACACAGAAACAUCACGCAUCACUCACCAAAGAGAAUCUCAAACGGCACACACGAUCGAUGAGCACGAGUGGGAGUGCUUGGGGUUCGGGGAGUGUAUACGGCAACAACGUAACCAAAGUAACAGCCGCAGCUACGCACUUGUCAGAAGUUUCGCCCGCGCCAUCGCCACCGCACAAAACAAAGCGCAAGAUGAGAGACAGGGACAGGUACACGGCCCAACUUACCCCGCGCAAGCUCAAGCGUAUACGUGAGUUUAAAGAGAUCGACGAAUGGCAGCUGAGUGAGGAAUUGGUGUUGUUUUGA